AUGAUAAGAUUACAGGCAGGCGGUACAGUGAUGGCAAGCAAUAAAAACAUAGAAACAGAUCUAGAAUCAAAUGAUAAUGUCAAGGCAGUUUAUACAUGCAGCAUCUGCUCUGUUGAGUACACUACAAAAGGAGAUCCGUUUAGGCACAAAGAACACGUACAUUUAGGUAAAACAGACACUUUGAAAUGUCACAUUUGUCAACGUGAACUAAGCAAUAAGCAUAAGUUGAAGAGGCACAUUGAAACAGUUCACAGGCCAAAAGAAAAUGACACAGAAUCAUGCUAUAUCUGCAAGGCGAAGUUUAAAACCAAUGGGUAUUUAGAGAGACAUGUAAGACUCGUACAUCAUCAGAAACAACUUUCUUGUGAUGUGUGCAGCCAAGAGUUUGGUGCAAAAGAGGAAUAUCGGAGACAUAUUGCUAUCCAUACUAGACCUAAGUGCUCUCUUUGCAGGGAGUCAUUUGUGUCAAUCAGACGUUUGAUAGAACAUGAAAAAACAAUUCAUGGCAAUGAAAGACCUUUUGAGUGUUCAGUUUGCAAGAAAUCUUUCAAAACUAAAGGUAACCUCACUGAGCAUCUAACAUGUCAUUCGGAUGAAAGAAAGUUUGAAUGCAAUUUAUGUCAAAAGUCUUUUGCCAGGCGACCUCAUCUUAAAGAGCAUAUGCAAAUACACAGUGAAAAAAAAACCAUUUCAGUGUACCAAAUGUGA
Messenger RNA from Mercenaria mercenaria, 708 nucleotides. RefSeq names its product gastrula zinc finger protein XlCGF67.1-like. Lineage: Eukaryota; Metazoa; Mollusca; Bivalvia; Venerida; Veneridae. Gene Ontology annotation, biological process: regulation of transcription by RNA polymerase II. Bases 1 to 708 code for a protein of 235 amino acids. The transcript has a single exon. Gene Ontology annotation, molecular function: RNA polymerase II cis-regulatory region sequence-specific DNA binding; DNA-binding transcription factor activity. The record is from RefSeq and is a predicted model, not a curated record.